ACCGGCGCAAUCGCGGUGUUUGGGUAAUUAUGACCCUUGUCCUCGCUAAAUUGAUUUGUUGCGGGCGCAAAGUUUGUUGUGUUUUACUGGUUAUACCAACGCAUCCUGGUCUGGUAUGAGGUGCCCCGCUGUCGAAGUGUUCUGUGGCUGUGUGGCUGUUUUUAACUGAUUUAACUGCACGGUCCCGUGUGAUCCGGACGCGCUGGCAAAAGAAUUGCUGGAAAAAUGUCUUCUCGAAGAAAAGUCGCCGCACCUCGACGGCUAGGCGCACACGAGGCUGCGCGGUGCGAACAAAACGUGGGCGCGUCCCGUCUUGACAUACAUUGGAUGAGAGACGACGACUCGACCGCAGAUUCUUGGGCGUCAGGACCGGCGAAAAAACGAAAAAGAAAAGGCUGGAAACUGCUGGUGUACGAUCAACGAGAGAGCCUUCUCGAAGGCUGGGAUUAUGCACUGCAGGUCAAGCGUCAAGAUGAGCAGAGAAGCGGAGAUCGCAGCAGCCCAUUUUGUCUUGGGCAGUUGAACCUAACUGCAUGCACAAACGGCAAUAAGACUCUGGAAGAUGCCUUCAGAGGCAACAACUCGGUUUUCAUUGGGUGCAAAACUGGCCAGGCUGAUUGCUGUGUGGUUUACAGCUGCAGUGACCAGUGGCACUCUUUGGAUGCAACAUUGUGUAUUCAUGAGGAUGUGCGGCUUGUCCUGUCAAGCACAAAAUCAGCUUGUCUCACAGUGGCAGAAGUGCUGGACUCAUGUGUUGUGUUGGAAGUGUGGCUUUCACCGGCCAAUAUGCAUUGCCUGAGCCAUGCCAGUGACUCGCCACGCACCUCUGUGAACCGACAUGUGCAGAUUCUCAUUCAUCAUUUCUUUGGCAUCAGUCACGUUUCAGGGCACACAGAGAAAUUUCGAAGGCAGGACCUUGACUUGCUUUAUGCGAGGAUCGCGGCUGCCCAAUCGUCACAGCCAGAUGUGGACGCUGUUCAACAUGCGGCGUUGCGGCCAACACUGCGGCCGUAUCAAAAGCAAGUGGUCAGUUGGAUGCUGAAGCGAGAAGAGCCAGUCACUUGCACCUCGACGGAUAAUUUCCUGUACACGCCACUGGUUGACUGCUAUGGGAAACUACUUUACUACAACAAAUACGCAGGCUUCUUUGUUGAGAAGAAGAUGGACUUCAUGGCCACAUGUAGACCCGGUGGCAUCUUGGCUGACGAAAUGGGACUUGGCAAGACAGUGGAGAUGCUUGCGUGCAUCCUUCUGCACCCAAUGCCGCCCACCUCUGAUCUCACCCUGAUUGAGUGUCUCUCGGACGGUGAGGGGGAGGAGAUGGUGCAGUGCCCAAAGUGCCAUGUCUCUCACCGUGUGGCAUGCCAUCCUGGCGAGGAACAAUACCUCUGCCCACACUGCUGGGUGGACCCCACAAAGGAGAAGAUAGCCGUGAAAAGCACCCUGAUAGUGUCGCCAUCCAGCAUUAGCUUCCAGUGGCUGGAAGAGAUUGAACGGCACCAAAAGGACAAUGUGCUGCGUGUGAUGGAAUAUCGAGGAGUGCAGGACCAUGGCUUUGUCUCGCCUCUGACAUUUUCCAAGUAUGACAUUGUGCUGACCACUUAUGAGGUGCUCAAGAAGGAGCUCCACUACACCAACUUGCCACACGUCAACAGUGCCGAGAGCCGGUCGUUUCGGAAUCCCCGCAAGUUCCUGCCAACGCCCAGCCCACUAACAGCGUUGCUCUGGUGGCGCGUGUGUCUGGACGAGGCCCAGAUGGUCGAAGGAACGGCCACUAAGGCAGCUCAGAUGGCCCUCAAGCUUUCGGCAGUCAACCGGUGGUGUGUCACUGGAACACCCAUCCAGAAAAGCAUGCACGGUCAAUCCGUAUCUUGGACUUGGCGCGAGAAGGCGCGAGUGGACGAGUUCCCGCUCUGUGUGCACCUCAUCUCCAAGGAGUUCGAGCAAAUGUCAUCCGAGGCGCUGGAGGCUGGCCCCAUCUGCGCCAACAAGUACCUCGUCGAGACCUGCGGCAAAGACGCUUUCCACCUCCGAAUGAGACUUCACCCCUUCCACGUCAUCCGAAUCAAUAAAAUGUUGUCGUGCGCUGGUGCUGAUAGGCUCCAGACAGGGAUGCGUGGUGCCUUUGGCAAACCCCAGGGCGUUGUUGCCCGGGUGCACAUUGGACAGGAGAUCAUGUCGAUGCGUGCCAAGGAGCUACAUAAGGAGAAUGUGAUCGAAGCUCUGCGACGUGCCAAGUUCAAGUUCCCGAGUCGUCAGAAGGUGCACGUCUCGAAGAAGUGGGGCUUCACCGAGGGGGAUGCCGAGGAAUAUGAGGAGAUUCAUGCUGUGAUGUCUCGGCCCACUCGACUAAGACUUUUCCAGAUUGGGAUUCCACUACCGGACAGCAUCUUUCACACUCUCAACUUCUCUCCCGUGGAAGAAAUCUUCUACGAGCGGCAAGCUGAACAAUGUGCAGCAGCAUUCAGGGAACAAGUUUGCAAAUUUCCCGACCACAGCAUCAGAAUGGAACAACUGGACAGGCACUCCGUUUCACUGCUGCUGCAGCCACUGGUUCGCUUACGACAGGCCUGCUGCCAUCCACGUGCUGUGAGGGGUGCCUUCUUGCCCAUGAGGACUGACUCGUUAACCAUGGAGGAACUGUUGACAUCUCUGAUCAGAAAGGCAACAUCGGAGUGUGAAGAAGCACAUCGACGAAUGGUGUCUUCUAUGAAUGGCAUAGCCGGCAUCCACAUCAUCAGGGACGAAAGGAGGGAGGCGGCUGACAUGUACCGGGAAGUGCUCUGGUCGGUCAAGGACCACAGCAGGAACAUCAAGACAGACCGGUUGCAGCAGCUGCAUGCCCUGCACAACCUGGCCCAGCUGCUGCGAAAUGCCACAAGCUGUUCCCAAGAUGCUGAUGUGGAGGAGGGUGCCCUCAACAUAAGUUCCACUCAAGCCUCAACAGAGAAAACAACCGACUCAUCCCACCACAGGGCUUCCUACAUUCCACAGGCUCCCAGUGAUGACAAACUGCAUGAGGAGGCAGCUAAGCUACGAGAGUCGUACUUGAAUGGCUACCUGAGCACCAUUGGCUCUGCCAAGAAGCAGCUCGUGCAGACAACCGAUGCAGUUAAAGAAACAAUCAACAAGUUUUCACUGCCCAGAAGCCAGCCAUGGUGGAACGCCCUCUUGAGUGCAAGUGUUGAAAGCGGUAAAGACGAAUGGUUCAUUAGGAAGGUUAAAGAUGACCUGGAAUCAAAAAAGUCGCAUCUCAAGUCUUCAGUCAUCAGUGACCAGUUCAGCACAGUUCAUGGAUUGCAGUAUGUGAUGGGCACACAUGUGGAGCAACUGGAGGCAGCAAGGGAGGAGCUGCUUGGUGCAGUCCAGGAUCUCUCGGCCAACCCGUCGUCGCCAGUGGAGGUCUCCGCAGCUGUCGAAUGCCAUCUCAGGCCGAGCAAGAAGAAAAGAAACAAGUGCAAGUACUGCAUUGUUCAUGAGCUGUUCAACUUGUAUGAGGGCCGCUUGUUCUGCUUCUCUGAGGACACUGUACAUGAAGAGGCUCAGGACAAAGAGGACGCCUUGUUUGGCACUCUCCGGCGUGGCAACUGGGGCGACAGCAACUUGGAAAAGAUCAUCAAAAGCUUGAACAGGAGUGCAUCUUCUCUCGCUGCAGGUGACAGUGUAUUGUGCAGAGAUGGUCAAGUGCACGUCCAGCUGUUUGCUGCAUUGAAGAAAGAAUUUCGGGCGAUGCGGGCGGUGUACAUGAGCACCAGGGACUAUGUGGGAGCCCUUGACGAGCUGGAGAUGGCCACUGUUCGAUUGGAGAUGCUUAAUGGGGAAGCAGAGGAACCUUUGCCCCUCAAUGUGCUCAGGCCAUGGCAGGUACCAGAGCAGUGGGCAAACCUUCUGUGUGAAAAGGAGUUGCACCAAAAUGAUCUCAAGAAGAAACUGGGCCAGCUUUUCUACCUGAAAAACCUAGAAAAGGCUGGCAGCCACAGAGGUGAGUUCAAUCCGGAGCCGUGCCCUAUCUGCCAGAAUUCCCUGGGCCGUCGUUGGAGUGUGAUGCAGUGUGGGCACAACUUCUGUCUGGAUUGCAUCAAGAUGGUGUGCAGCUCCCUGUCGUGCGUGCGCAGUGGCAGUCUUCUGUGCGCCGUCUGCAGAAGCAGCUGUGCUCACGGAGACGUAUUCUACGUCGACACUGCCCCGCCGACCACCUCACACCCCAGAUUCUCUGUCAAGGGCAGCCACACCACAAAGAUUGGUGGCAUCAUAGAGACCAUUCUGGAAAUCAAGGCUGAUGAUCCCAGUGCGAAAGCCCUUGUGUUCUCCAGCUGGUCCACAGUGAUUGACGUCCUGAAGAAAGCAUUGGAAGCAAAUCAAGUGCCCCACAUCACUCUUAAGCCAGGACCAAAUUUCAAGAAUAAUUUAGCCCUGUUCAGGCAUGAUCCAUCAAUCAUGGUACUUGUGCUUCCACUUUCGUUGGGAGCUAAGGGCCUCAACCUGACUGAAGCCACUCAUGUGCUCCUCGUGGAACCCAUUCUCAAUCUCGGGGAUGAGCUGCAAGCCAUUGGGAGGGUUCAUCGUAUCGGGCAAACACGGAAGACUUAUAUUCAUCACUUUAUGGUCAAGAAUACUAUAGAGGAACGGAUUGCCGGCUUCUUCAGGUCAACACAGGCAUCUCAGAGCUCCUUAGAAGACCAUGCAAAGAUGACUAUCAACGAUUUGAAGAACCUAUUCAAGUGAACUUGAUAUACUUCAUUUUCAUUACGCAGCAACACGUCAUUGGUAAUGUUCAAUUUAAAAGAGCAGUUGAAAGUGUUUGGACAACUAGUUGAUUUGGAUUAAACAAGAUUGCGUUUUCUCUGUGUUUUUCAAAUAGUAGUGGCUGCUGCUUCAAGUCUUCAUUUGCAAUAAUAAUUUGCAUUUUCAUAAUCU
Molecule: messenger RNA, 4917 nt
Organism: Rhipicephalus microplus (southern cattle tick)
Lineage: Eukaryota; Metazoa; Arthropoda; Arachnida; Ixodida; Ixodidae
Product: E3 ubiquitin-protein ligase SHPRH
Biological process (GO): DNA damage response; protein polyubiquitination
Cellular component (GO): nucleus
Molecular function (GO): protein binding; ubiquitin protein ligase activity; ATP binding
Source: RefSeq, a predicted model, not a curated record